Messenger RNA from Daktulosphaira vitifoliae (grape phylloxera), 2082 nucleotides. It is a transcript of the gene Cp190, whose product is annotated as centrosome-associated zinc finger protein CP190. Gene Ontology annotation, molecular function: RNA polymerase II cis-regulatory region sequence-specific DNA binding; protein binding; DNA-binding transcription factor activity, RNA polymerase II-specific. NCBI's taxonomy places the organism in Eukaryota, Metazoa, Arthropoda, Insecta, Hemiptera, Phylloxeridae. Gene Ontology annotation, cellular component: nucleus. The transcript is spliced from 2 exons. The record is from RefSeq and is a predicted model, not a curated record. The coding region runs from base 197 to 2032 and encodes 611 amino acids. Gene Ontology annotation, biological process: regulation of transcription by RNA polymerase II.
AUUGUUCGCUGUUAUUAGUGUCUUAAACAACAUUGUUACUUUCAUAUAAUCAUUUGUUUUUACGUAAACAACAAAUCAUUGUUAAAAGCAAAUUAAACAAUUUUACUAUAUCAAAAAACUAAACAGAAGCAUUGAACUACUACAUAUUGCUGUAGUUGCUGUAAUCAGCACUAUCUUGUGGUGAUAUAUUUUAAUCAUGGCCAUUCCUAAUCAGUUAAAAAUUGACAAUUGGGGAAACUUUUUCAUGCAAAGGCUGAACAAUUUGGCCAAAAAAGAUGAAUACUGCGAUUAUACAAUCCGUUCAAAAAAUAAUGAAUCAUUUAAAGUUCACCGUGUUGUAUUAAAUACUUGCUCAGAUUAUUUUGUUUCUCAUCCCAACAAAGAUAUGUCUAUCACUAUGCCUGAUCAUCUAGAUUUUAAUGCUGUCAAAAGUGUAGUUAUGUUUAUGUACACAGGACAGCUACUUUAUACUGAAGACUCGCGGUUAGCUUUACUUGAAGUUGCUGAUAUGUUACAAGUUACUGUUUUAUUGAAGCUACUAGAAUCUCAAUCUAGUGUGUUAAAGAAACAACAGUCUGAUUACCAUUCCUCUCCUGCCUCGACUUCAAGAUCACAUUCAGCUAUAGCUCUUAAUCAAUAUCGACCUGCUAAAAAACCUAUAGUCCUAAGUAACAUAAAUGUACGAUCACCUCCUGAACAUACACCAGCAUCUACUUUUAUAAAUACAAUGAAAGUUAAAGAUGUAUUAAGUGAAAAUAAACCCAUGCGUUUUGAUUGUGAUAUUGAUGAUGUUCCUGAAUUUUGUGAAAACACAUUUGAGCUACCAAAAUAUGAUAGUGCUCCUUUAAUUAAACAAGAAAAUACUGAAAAUGCCAAAGCAAUGCUCAAAAGAACAGCUAAUGGUGAUAUAAUUGGAAAAAAAGAGAAUGAAAAACCUCAAGUUGCCAAAUGCGAUACAAAAUUUUUACCAUUAUCUCCCGCUGGAAAAAAAUUAAAAAUUGUGAGUGAAACUGAUCCAGAAAAUUCUAAUAGUAAGGUUGUACAAGAAAUAUUAAAAAAAUUCCCUCAUCUAUUACAGAGUAAGGGUAAUAUCAAACUAAAAAUAAUGUCUAGUACUAACCAAAGUCAGUUUGAAAGCAUUAUUAUCAAUACACCUAAUUCUGUCAAUAAAAUUUUACCAGCUGGAACUAAUGCUAAGGAACCAUUAACUACUCACAAAGUUAAACCAGAUAUAAUGAAUAUUAAAGGACCUUGGUCUUGUAAUUUAUGUGGAACAGAAUCUAACCCAUUAAAAUUAGAUAGUUAUUAUACAUACAGAAGACAUUUAGUAGAAAAACAUAAUGAAAAAGAAGAUACAAGAAUUUGUGAACAUUGCGGACAUUUUUCUGUACGGAAAAGUUUACAAAUUCAUCAUAUGUAUACUAAACACAACAUAACUCCACCAGCAGAGUACAAAUUCCCUAAAUGUGAUCAAUGUGGAUUUAUAGCUACAACUGAUGUACAUUUAAAUAGACAUAAGACAUUAAAUAAAUGUUGUUCUAAACCACAAUCUCCCAAAAAAGAUACUAUAAAUAGUUACACAUGUAGUGAAUGCUCAAGAAAAUUCCGCUCGAGUCUUAUGCUUAAAGGACACUUAAGAAAUUUUCAUAAAUUCUAUGAAUCACCAAAAACAUCUAAAUCUAAAGAAAUAAUUAUUCCUGUUGUUGAUAGUGCUUCUUUACCACCAGGAACUAAAAUUUUAGCUGAAAAUAAAAGUAAUGAUAAAAUUGAGGAAGUUAUGUUAAGUAAUGAUGAGAGUGAUGUCUUGAAAGAAGCAGAUGAAUUAAUUAAAGAUGAAAGUGGUGAAGUUGAAGAAUCAGCAGAAGUUGAAACUAUUACAUUGGAAGAUGCUGCUCAAGAAGUUAAAGAAAAAAUUGUUAAACCAGUUGAUUUGACUGAAGAAUGGGACGAUUUUGAUGAUGACACAGCCAAAAAAACUGAUUCUGAUAAAGAAGAUGAUAAUGCAAAACCAUGUAGAAUAGAUUUAGAUUAAGUUAAAUUUAUUGUAGUGUGAAAUAUAUUUUUCUUUAUUAUUGUCUAUAG